AUGGCCGAGAUGGAGCGGCCAGAGGAGGCGGCCCGGCUAUGGCGAGACGCCGCCCUGCGCGCCAGGAAGCUGCAGAGCAGCCUCCAGCAAUUGGAGCUAGAGCUGGGCUCCCGCGGGGAGAGCGGCCCGGAGGCACCGCCGAAGCUGAAGUCCUCGCAGCCGCCGCCGCCGCCGCCGCCGCCCACCUCGCCGCUGGAGGCGUUGAACCUGAGCGGGCGCGGCCUGGAUGAGUUGCCGGAGGGCUUGUGCGCCGCCGUGGGCAGCAGCCUGAGCGUCCUCUCGUUGCGGAGGAACCGGCUGGCUCAUCUGCCCUCGGCCGCCGCCCUUCGGCACCUGGGCCGCCUGGCCGAACUCGACCUCAGCCACAACCGCUUGCGCUGCCUGCGCGACGACGGCCAGGCGCUAGCGCUCCUGCGCGGGCUCCGAAAACUCAACCUCAGCCACAACCAGCUCGGAGCCGAAGGUACGCUGCCGGGCGGGUUGGGCGAGCUGCGGCAGCUGGAGGAGCUGGAUCUGAGUUUUAACCGCCUUAGCCACCUGCCCGCGGAGGCCCUGGCCCACCUGCGGCAGCUCCGCACCCUGGACGUGGACCACAAUCAGCUUUCCACCUUCCCUCAAGCACUGCUGGAGCUGGACACCCUGGAAGAGCUGGACUGCUCAGGCAACCGGCUCCUGCAGUCUCUUCCGGAGGGCAUCGCCUCUCUUCGGCACCUGAAAAUCUUGUGGCUCAGCGGUACGGGCUUGACGGCCUUGCCAGAGGGCCUGUGCCAGUUGGGUGCCCUUGAGAGCCUCAUGCUGGACGGGAACCGUCUGAGUGCCCUGCCUGCUGGUUUUGGCAGCCUGCAGCGCCUCAAAAUGCUGAACCUCUCAUCCAACCUGCUGGCUGAUUUCCCUGCAGCUGUGCUGGUCCUUCCUGGCUUGGAGGAGCUCUACCUCAGUCGCAACCAGCUUACCCUGCUGCCCACUGGACUUUGCCAGCUCUGCCAACUCCGCACGCUCUGGCUGGACAACAAUCGUAUCCGCUACCUGCCUGAUUCCAUAGUUAAGCUUCAUCAGCUGGAGGAACUGGUGCUGCAGGGAAACCAGAUCGCCAUCCUUCCAGAGGGGUUUGGCCAACUCAGCCGGGUGAGCCUCUGGAAGAUCAAAGACAACCCCUUGAUUCAGCCCCCCUACGAGGUCUGUAUGAAGGGCAUCCCUUACAUAGCUGCCUACCAGAAGGAACUGGCUCACUCUCAGCCUGCCCUGAAACCCCGCCUCAAACUCGUCCUCAUGGGCCUGAAAAAUGCAGGCAAAACUCUUCUUAGAAAGUGUCUCAUGGAGGAAGAGGAAGAGGAGCAGGGAAUGUCACCUUUCAUUUCGGCUAGCAAGAAUUCCGAGAGAGCCCAAACCAGGGGGUGCUUCAUACAAUCCCUGAGAGAUCUUCCCCAGCCCCUGUCUCCAAAAGCACAGCCAGACCAUUGUCCCAUUGUGGAACAGCCAGAGGCCUCCCCUUUGCCUGUUUCACCUCUGAAAUGUUCCUGUUUAGGAUAUAACUCUACUGAGAAGUGGGAUAUGUUCAGUCAAUCCCCCAAAGUUACGGGUCAGACUCAGACAGGAGGCGCUGCUGCUGAGCAGCAGGAUGAUACCCCACUGUCCCCAUCAAUUAAAACAGAUAGGGAGGCCUGGUUGGGGAAUUACCCCCUGAUGCCACCAGCUCCACAUGUAGCAGAGUUGCCAGCCAGCAGCAAAGGUAUUGAGGUGGCAGACUGGACAGCAGAUGUGGAGAGAGGUCUGACUUUCAUUGUAUAUGAGCUGGCAGGAGACCCCAGUUAUGAUGUGAUCCAGCCGUUUUUCCUCUCUCCUGGAGCCCUCUAUGUGCUGGUAGUAAAUCUGAGUACUUACAUGCCACAGUGUUUUUAUCCUUCUGUGGGACACUUUCUUCACUGGCUGGGGGCAAAGGUGCCCCAUGCUGUGGUAUGUAUGGUGGGCACCCAUGCAGACCUGUGUCCUGAACGGGAGGUGGAGGAGAAGUGUUUAGACAUCCACCGCCAGAUUGCUUGGCAGGAGAAGUGUGACUCUGAAGGCCUCCAGAUUUUAGCCCAGCAGGUGGAUGAAGCUCUGGGGCAGGAUUUUGAUUUUCGCUGCUCCAGCCCCCAGGUUGCCUUCUAUGGGGUGUCUGACAAGAACCUACGGCGCAAGAAAGCUCAGUUCCAGUAUCUGCUCAACCACCGUCCACAAAUCCUCUCGCCGGUUUUGCCUAUAAGCUGCUGGGAUUGUUUCCAGGUCCGUCGAUUGCGGGAGAAACUCCUUUCAGUGGCAGAGCACAGAGACAUCUUUCCAAAUUUGCACCGGGUACUGCCAAGAUCCUGGCAAGUGCUGGAGGAGCUGCACUUCCAACCCCAGGCUCAGCAGCUGUGGCUCAGCUGGUGGGACUCCGCUCGACUUGGCCUGCAGGCAGGGCUGACUGAGGACCGUCUCCAAAGUGCACUUUCCUACUUGCACGAGAGUGGCAAGCUGCUGUAUUUUGAGGAGCACCUGACCCUGCGAGAAUAUGUUUUCCACAAUUUGCCCAGGCUCAUCAACAUUCUCAAUGUCUUCUGCCAGCAUGAUGCCUCAGUGUUGCUCCAGAAACUGCUCAGCAGUACCCACAUGGAUGAGAUGAAGGCCACACAGCUCCACCACUAUGUGGAAGGAUUCCUGCUCCACGGCCUUCUCCCUGCCCAUGUUAUUCAUCUGCUUCUCAAGCCCCAUAUCCAAAGCAGAGAGGACCUGCAGCUCCUCCUGGAAUUGUUAGAAAAAAUGGGACUCUGCUACUGUGUCAAUAAGCCCAAAUCCAAACCCUUGAAUGGAGCCACAGCAUGGUACAAGUUUCCCUGUUAUGUGAAGAAUGAGAUGCCUCACGCAGAGGCAUGGAUCAAUGGUACUAGUCUGGGUGGGCAGUCUUUUGUGGCCGAACAGCUGCAGAUUGAGUAUAGUUUUCCCUUCAUUUUUCCCCCUGGAUUGUUUGCCCGCUACAGUGUCCAGAUUAACAGCCACGUGGUUCAGCGGUCGGAUGGGAAAUAUCAGAUCUACGCGUACAGGGGAAAAGUGCCAGUAGUUAUAAGUUACAGGCCUGCCAAAGGCACCCAACAACCAGAUACUCUGUCUAUCGCUAGCCAUGCAUCUCUACCAAAUAUAUGGACAGCUUGGCAAGCCAUAACCCCACUAAUGGAAGAACUAAAUGUACUGCUUCAAGAAUGGCCAGGCCUAUACUAUACUGUGCAUGUCCUCUGUUCCAAGUGCCUUAAAAGAGGGUCACCCCACCCGCAUACCUUUCCAGGAGAAUUGCUAAGUCAGCCCAGGCCAGAGGGAGUGACGGAGAUCAUCUGUCCGAAGAACGGUAACGAGCAAGUGAACGUGGCUCUGGUUUAUCCCCCUACUCCAACAGUGAUCAGCCCUUGCUCCAAGUGACUGCUGGAAGUUGCCUGUGUUGGCCCCUAUUAUAAGGACACGCCAAAUGCCCCUUAAGCCCUUGCUAAGCAUUUUUGGAGAUACACCGCCCAGAGAUGGUUCUAAUUAUUUAUGGGCCCUGAAUAUCACAGCUUGGGAAAUAAAGAUUAAUGAGAGCAGGUGUGCUGAAGGCUGUGCAUUGGGGUGGACACAAAUCUGCAAUCUACCUGAACUGAUCCUUUUCACCGAUUGGGGUUGGACUUAUAUGCUCAGAAGAAACAGAAAGCGUCCUCAUCCUGAUCUACUGUUGAAUUUGAUUACGCUGCAGUAUGAAGGCUCUCACAAGAACCAAGACCGUUGUUUGCUGAGAACGCUAUUGGCCUGUGUUUUGCACUUGUUUGGACUCACGAAUGUAAGCGUUUUCUCAAUGUAUGUACCAUUAGAUGUACCUGAAGAAAUAUCUAAUGAAAAGGAAUUGUUGUUAACUUUGGUGGUUUCUGUGAAGGUAGGUGUUGAAUAUCACUGGCAGCUUCAGUUGGCCUCUCCAGCAGGCAAGACGUCUAACAUCUAUUCACUUUCUCCACGGUCUUUAUAAGCCAGAAAGACAGUCAGAAUGGUGCUUGGGGAGUUCCAUUAUGUCUGUGGGAUAGCUUUCUCAGUUCUUCUAAUACAUUUCAGCCCAACCAGCAGUCUUUUAAAUCCUAGCACUAGCUGUUGCUUGUGUACAAGAAUAGCAGUGUGGCAAAAGACAUAGGAAGCUUACAUAUAUACACAUAUAUACAAGUUCAUCGGUUGUUGUCUGAGAUAUCACAGAUAGAAUCUUGGGCGGAACUACAUAAUUAAAUGAAGCCAAAUUUUAUUAAAACCCAAUAAUCCUCCAUUUCACCUACAGGCACAGUCCUCAUGAUGACAUAAAUGGUCUGAAUGAUCCUUAUGUAAAUCCAUUAUAUCACAGAGUUUUCACUGAAGAAAGAACUUGGAUAAACUGUAAUCUCGGAGUUUAAGUCAGAUUUUGGAGUUCACCCAGCCUUAGUCAAGCACUACUAGCUGAGUUCCCUUUGGCCUGAACCAAAACAACUAGAUUUGUUCUCAUGUAAGUGCAGCCAAAUAACCUAAUGUAGCCUUGCAAAUAAAUUUGCAAAAGUUAAACAUCUGCAAAAUUGUUCCUGUUGCUUUCACAGAAACAGCCUAAAAAGGAAGAACUGGGAAAGAGAGAACAUACUUUUUUUUUUUUUGCUUUUCAGUUUAUAAAAGCAUCUCACUGAAUGGCUGGAAAGAGACUUGCUCACCACACAGGUGGUUUAACAGAGUGGAGUAGUUUGUAGCCUGGAUGUGCAGGGUAACUAGUUUUGAAGGCAAACUUUACAUGGUAGCCUUAUAUAUAAUGGAGUCCCCAAAACCUCUUCUCACUUGCCAUGUACUUUUAAGAUGUGGUAACUCGGAAAUGAAAAGUGCAUGAACUCCUUCCAUCUCAUUCAUCUGAACGUUUACCCAUUGGCAGCCUGUGAAAAAAUCUAGUGUACAGUUAUGGGCCUUUUACUGUUCCACUGGGUAGAGAUUAGGGUAGUGCUUUGAAACAGAAGAUGUGCCUGAUGGUACAAUAUUUUCUUGAUCUUUCUUAUCUUGCACUGGUGAAUUUUAGCAUGCCACAAAACACUACUGUGUAUUCAAGUACCUUUAAUCAUAUGUCCAAUUUUUUCCAGGUUUAUUACUUUCUGCUUUCAGUUCAAUCUCUGCAUGUGUUGUAAUUCCUUUUGGUUUGGUUGGAAGUUAAUUUGAAAUCUGAUUCCAUCUGCUUGCCAUCUUCAAUAUGCUUGGGAGGCAGGAGAAGCAGAGUAAAGUCCAGCAUGCCAGAAUUAUAACAUGGCAAAAUCAGGGAUCAGCUUCGUAUCAAUUAUAAGCUUCUAAAAGCUCCUUCAGCUCCUUCCAGGAAAGGCCCAUUUGCUAUGGGCAGCUGGUUUUGGAAAUGUUCUUCCCUUCUCUCCCUCCCACUUUUUAUUCUUUCUUUUUUCAGUUUCUUGGAUUAGGGCUGGCAGUUCCUGCAAAGGAACUGGCAAUUAAGGUGACACUCUUCCUUCUGCUCAUUUGGCUCUUUUCCUUUGUUUAGAACGUCCGUCUGUCCAUGGUCAGUUUUUUUAGGAGCUUGCUUGACUUAGCCUUAAUAUUGGCUCAGCAAUUAAAAUGUUGCUGAGCUAUGCGAAAAUCCAGUCAUGGAGAUAGCGUCCAGCCUAAUUAUGCACAUAGUGUCUGCUUCGUUUUUUUAAUUUUUUUUAAUUAAGAAAUUCUGAAUUCUAAUUAAGACGUUCUGAAACUUGCAGGUUGGCACAGAAUUCAUUUGCCAGCAGCAAGUAAAGUUGUGCAGCAGGCUAGAGUGCUGGACUGACUUUAAAAUUAGAAAUAGUUAACAUUAUUCUCCCCUCCCAUUUACCUUGAGUCAUGGUUGGGUUGGCAGCUGGCAACAUCAGAGAAGCAAAAGAAGUUUUAAAAGAGCUGAAUAGAUUUUUUUGCCCAGCAUACUUGUUCUCAAAUUGUUACUUGGGAUUAUAGUGGAGCACUAAUGCGGUCUAAUUGGAAGUGUCUUAAAAAGCAAUUACAAAACUCAGGCAGAAGUAAGAGGUCAUCCAAUGUAAUAUUCAUUCCCUCAUUCCAGAGAGCAGAUCAGAAAGAUCACGUUGAUUUCACAAUGAAAGAAGAUCUAAGGAAUAAUCAAGAAAA
Messenger RNA from Candoia aspera, 6123 nucleotides. RefSeq names its product multifunctional ROCO family signaling regulator 1 (gene MFHAS1). Gene Ontology annotation, molecular function: protein binding. The record is from RefSeq and is a predicted model, not a curated record. The transcript is spliced from 3 exons. NCBI's taxonomy places the organism in Eukaryota, Metazoa, Chordata, Lepidosauria, Squamata, Candoiidae. Bases 1 to 3429 code for a protein of 1142 amino acids.